Messenger RNA from Amphiprion ocellaris (clown anemonefish), 5121 nucleotides. Its product is annotated as importin-13. The record is from RefSeq and is a predicted model, not a curated record. The transcript has 23 exons. Lineage: Eukaryota; Metazoa; Chordata; Actinopteri; Pomacentridae. Gene Ontology annotation, biological process: protein import into nucleus. Gene Ontology annotation, cellular component: cytoplasm; nuclear membrane. Gene Ontology annotation, molecular function: small GTPase binding. The coding region runs from base 139 to 3024 and encodes 961 amino acids.
CUUCGAUUCCGGUUUUUCCCACAGCGCCUGAAUGUAGCAAAGAGCUCCUGGUGACGGAGAGGAGGCAGAAAAGCGGCAGGGAGCUGCCAGCAUCGUCUCAUACCGUCGCAGGACAGAAAGCUCCGUGUCCGCGGAGAUAUGGAGACGCCGGCGAGAAUAGCAGCCACACCGGACGCCCUGGACUUCACGGUGGAAAACGUAGAGAAGGCCCUCCACCAGUUGUACUAUGAUCCCAAUAUAGAAAACAAGAAUCUGGCCCAGAAAUGGCUAAUGCAGGCUCAGGUCUCGCCUCAGGCUUGGCAGUUUUGCUGGGCCCUACUGAGCCCAGAUAAGGUGCCAGAGAUCCAAUACUUUGGUGCCAGCGCACUUCACACCAAGAUUUCUCGGUACUGGUCCGACAUCCCCACAGACCAGUAUGAGUCUCUGAAGAGCCAGCUGUUUUCCCAGAUUGCAUGCUUCUCCUCUGGCUCCAAGAUGGUGCUCACCCGGCUGUGUGUGGCGCUGGCCUCUCUGGCACUUAACACAAUGCCUGAGGCCUGGCCUGGCGCAGUGGCAGAGAUGGUGCGGGUGUUUCAAGAGGAAGGGGGAGGGGUGGAUGGACGGGCACGCUGCCUGGCAUUGCUGGAGCUGCUCACCGUCCUGCCCGAGGAGUUCCAGACCAGCCGCCUGCCACAGUACCGAAAGGGACAGGUUCGGGGAGCCCUGGGCCGGGAGUGGGGGUCAGUGUGUCCCUUAUUGCAACAAUUGCUUCGAAGGACGGACAGCCCAGGGGCAGUGAAAGCUCGCGUGCUGCGCUGCCUGUCAUCGUGGGUGCUGCUGGAUGUGCCCCUCAGCGAGAGCGAAGGCCUGGUGCACGACUGCUUCAGCGCCCUCCCUGACCCAGAGCUCUUCGACACAGCGGUGGAGGCGAUAGUUAAUGCCAUCUCGCAACCCGACUCCCAAAGAUAUGUGAACACUUUGCUGAAACUGGUUCCUCAAGUGCUGGCCCUCCAGGAGCAGCUCCGAGAGGCUGUUCAGAAUGGAGACAUGGAGACGUGUCACGGUAUCUGCCGGAUCGCUGUAACACUGGGAGAGAACCACUCCAGGACUCUGUUGGAGCAGGUGGAUCACUGGCAGAGCUUCCUGGCUUUAGUCAACAUGAUCAUGUUUUGUACAGGCAUCCCCGGCCACUACCCGGUCAAUGAAACCACCAGCUCCCUCACACUCACCUUCUGGUACACACUUCAAGAUGAAAUCAUGUCCUUUGAGUCGGAUAAGCAGGCAGUUUAUCUGCAGGUCUACAGACCAGUGUAUUUCCAACUGGUGGAUGUUCUGCUGCACAAAGCUCAGUUUCCCUCUGACCAGGAGUAUGCAUCGUGGUCCUCAGACGAAAAGGAGCAGUUCAGGAUCUACAGGGUGGACAUCUCAGACACACUUAUGUACGUGUAUGAGAUGCUGGGAGCAGAGCUGCUGAGUAACCUGUACGAUAAACUAGGGAGACUGUUGACUAAUGCAGAGCAGCCCACAUCAUGGCAGCACACAGAAGCUUUGCUAUACGGCUUCCAGUCCAUAGCUGAGACGAUAGAUGUGAAUUACUCCGACGUCAUCCCGGGCCUGAUAGGACUCAUCCCGAGAAUCAACAUCAACAACGUCCAGUUAGCAGACACAGUGAUGUUCACGAUAGGUGCUCUGGCUGAAUGGUUGGCAGACCACCCCGUGAUGCUCAGCAGUGUCCUCCCCUUGGUGCUACAAGCUUUAGGGAAUCCAGACCUCUCUGUUUCUUCUGUCUCGACACUCAAGAAAAUCUGUAGGGAAUGUAAAUACGACCUGCCACCAUACGCAACCAACAUAGUUGCCGUCUCUCAGGAGGUGCUUAUAAAGCAGAUCCACAAGACGAGUCAGUGUAUGUGGCUGAUGCAGGCUCUCGGCUUCCUGCUCUCGGCUCUCCCGGUGGAAGACAUCUUAAGAAACCUUCACUCCCUCAUCACUCCAUACAUUCAGCAACUGGAGAAGCUAGCAGAUGAGACGCCUAAUCCCUCCAAUAAGCUUGCAAUCAUACACAUCUUGGGGCUGCUGUCCAACCUGUUCACUACGCUCGACAUCAGCAAGCAGGAUGACGAGUCAGCAGACAGCUCAGCGCCACCUGUCAAAACAGCUCCACCUCCACCUGGACCAAACCCGGUGGUGGUGGUUUUGCAGCAAGUCUUUGCCCUUAUACAGACAGUACUCAGCAAGUGGCUCAACGACUCGCAGGUUGUUGAGGCGGUGUGUGCCAUCUUCGAGAAGUCUGUGAAAACUCUUCUCCACGACUUUGCUCCGAUGGUUUCUCAGCUAAGCGAGAUGCUUGGGCAGAUGUACGGUACAAUUCCCCAGGCCUCGGCCCUCGACCUCACACGACAGAUGGUGCAUAUCUUUGCCAGUGAGACAGACCACUUCCCACCCAUCAAGGCUCUGUUUGAGCUGGUUACCUCGGUAACACUGUCCAUCUUCCAGCAAGGACCCAGGGAUCAUCCUGAUAUUGUUGAUUCAUUUAUGCAACUCCAAGCUCAGGCCCUCAAACGGAAGCCCGAUUUGUUCUUGUCUGAGAGUCUUGACGUGAAAGCAGUGUUCCACUGUGGAGUUUUGUCACUCAAAUUUCCUGAGGCUCCGACAGUCAAGUCGACGUGCUUGUUCUUUACUGAACUGUUACCCCACUGCUCAGAUGUGCCUCCAUUAGCCAGAGUGGUGCAGGAGGACGGCAAGCUGUUGGUGCAGGCCGUUCUGGAGGGCAUCGGGGGCGGGGCAUCUCGGAGUCUGAUGGACCAGUUUGCAGAGGUGCUGUUCUGUCUGAACAAGCACUGCUUCUCUCUGCUCACCGUGUGGUUGAAAGAAGCUCUGCAGCCUCCAGGAUUUCCGUCAUCACGGGUCACAGCUGAGCAGAAAGACAACUUCUCACAGCAGAUACUCAGAGAACGAGUGAACAAGAGGAGGGUGAAGGACAUAGUGAAGGAGUUCACACUAUUGUGCAGAGGUCUCCAUGGCACAGAGUACGCCGCUGAAUACUAAACUCUACCUGGGAACUCUCACCUAACCGUGACCUCUGUCCUCAGUGCAAAACAGCCGGAUGCCACAACAACACCGUUCUCUCCAACCCCAUCAGCGAAGAUAUCAUGAUUGUACUGAUAAACCCACACCAUCGCAGGACAAGACAUGGAAGCAUUCCAGCACAGACCUGCCAUCGGAUUAAUGGACAAACAUUAAAUCCCUGGUGGCUUUAGAAGGCCAUCCUCUGUGCUCCAACGAUUUUUCUUUUUGUUAAGAGAUUGAUUGUUUCUCCCUCCUUCCUCUCAACUCUUAUUUAAAGGUCUUUUUGUUGGAAGAACUUUGAGCAGCACACCCAGCAUGCUGCCUCACGCCUCCUCCUAUCUCUGUCUUGUCCUGCCUUUCUAGAUCUUCCUGGGGUUUCCUAGGUUGUUUCCUGGUGAUUAGCAUCCAUAUGAAAUGAUAGUGGUAUCGUACGUAGCUACUUGACAUUAUUUUUCAGAAUAAAUCAAAUUAAUUAUUUAAAUGUAUAUGUAUACACACAUAGAAAGAUAGUGGUUUUCAGUCCUGCUGCUGCUAAUGGAAAGAGAGAAGGACCAAUGUCAGGAGGGGAUUCUGCAGGAAGAACGACAUUAAUACAAUAAUAUUUACUCCUUGUCAUGCCCCUAUGAUAUCUGCAUUUGCCAAAUUAUCAUGAAUAGUUUUGUGGAUUUGUCUUUUUUUUUUUGUUAGUUUUUUUGUUUGUUUUUUAAUCAAUGCCUUUUAGGGGGUAUGAGUGGAGACAGAAAGACUGCGUAACCAGGACUAAAGACAGUCUGCUUUUGUGCCCAGCCCUCUACGUAUGGGGUUGUACCUCAUGUACAUACAAUCCCACCAAGUCCUACUGCAGUCUCCUCGGGUCGUAGAUCGUGGUUUUUAUUCAGUGGUCCCUUAGAUAAAGCAGGACUGCCUGGAGCGAUGGCUGGACGGAAAAUGGACUAAAGUAGCUGGAGGCGAAGGAAAAGGCACAAGAUGGAAACUGAGAAGGGAACUGAGCGUUUGGAGGGAUUAAUAAUCCUGACGGUGGACUGCUUAGUCACUGUAAUCGUGCAAAAAUAUUAAUCAAGUUGUGCAUAUUAACAGUUUUUGCUGAACACUUCUGUGUAUUUGAGUGUAUGCGUGUGUUCAUACCUGUAUGUAUGAGAAGUUGUGCGUGCACAGAUGUAUCUUUUUCCACUUGUUCAGUGCACUUAUAUCGGACCUACAGUACACAUGCACCCCCCCCCACCCUGUCUUUUAAACAAAGAGCCUGUUCAUUUCUUCACCACUCUUUCAGACUAUUCUUCAUAAAGACUGACCAGGCACGUCCAGUAUUUCCCCUCUGCUGCUCACCAGCAACUCAUCUAUUAAACCUCCUUAUCAUCCGGAUAAUCAAUGACCAGACUCAACCGUCUAUCUGUUAUUGACACCGACUACUGCUGUCAACAAAAUGAAAAAAAAAGCUUGUGUACAAGCUACCCAGAACCCUUUCACCCAUCUGGGUCACUGCCUUGGAGAGGACCGAGAAGGAUUAGAACAUGUAAGACCUCUGAGAAAGUUACUCUACACCGACAUUCUGUGCUCAUCCGUUAUUCCUGAGACGUUAUUGGUGAAGUGAUGGCUGUAAAAUACAACGUCUUGUGAACCAGCAGGAGCAGACAUCUAACAACUCUCGGCAUUGAAAUGUACUUUGUGGUCUCUGAUAAAACUUUAUCUCAGUCUAAUCCCUCUGUCUUAUCCGAGGUGCCUGCAGACAUGUAGCAUGUAUGUGUUUUGUGGGGGGGUUUUGGGGCUCAGGGGACAAACAUAACACGGUGUGUCAGGCUGCAGAAAGACGUGAUUUAGACCGAGACUGGAGGCGGGAAUCGGCUCUGCAGUGAGCUGUUCAGCUUCAGAGGCUGAACUGUGAAUGAUUCGAUGUGCGUUCAUUGCUGAUCCCUGGUCUGUAUUGUCUUGUUCUGAGGUGAGAAAAUGAACAAUGUUUGUCACAGUUUAAAGAAAGAGGUGAAGAUGGAGGAGGGGAGGGAGGUUUGAAAAUGUACAUUAUUUUUUUUUGUACCUUGGCUUUAAUUUAUUAAAUAUAUCUAAGACUGCAGCUCUUGA